AUGGCUAACGCAUUUGAAGGUCCUGGUGGUCGGAGGUCCUCAGCCAGUAAACUAUUCCCUCCCAAGUUUGGUACACCUACUGGACAAGAAGUGGAUGAAGAGAAGUUACUGCAUAUCUUUAAAGAGAUAGAUACUGAUCAUUCUGGGAGUAUCGAUCUUGAUGAGCUCGGAGAGGCUAUGCGCAUGCUUGGCAUAAAGUGUACGUAUGCGUUCGUUAGGAAGGCUUUGAGAAGCAUUGAUACUGAUCGCAACGGCACUAUUGAGCCUCACGAGUUCGUUAAAUUCUUCUCGACGGUCACUAAUCCCGACGAAUUCCGUAAUUACUAUGGUGAUUUGUUGGGAAAGCAAAACCAAAAAUAUUAUGAUUACAAGACCAUGGCAUCCGAGGAUCCGACUUUUGGUCGAAGAUUCCGUAUUCCUCAAACUAUCUCACGUGAGCAUAAGAUAUCCAAGCACCAGGAGAGUGUCGAGUCUGUUAAGUGGUUGGAUCGCAACCGAUUCAUCAGCGCCUCUCUCGACCGUACGGUAAAGAUCUGGGAUGUCUCCGCUCCUCUCGAGCCUCUCGCUUCGUUUGACUAUCCUUCACCGAUCUACUCCAUGACCGCAUCUCCCAAGGGAACAUGGGCCGUGAUGGGCUUCGGUAAGGCUAUCGACAAAGAAGAACAGAUGUAUUUGCAUCGCGCUAAUUUGAUUAUAUCUCCCUUCAUAAGAUACUUGUCUGUGUUGGAUAUCGAUAAUAAAAACACGGAGAAGGCUCAGAUGAAGGGGCAGGAUUCUCCUGUAUUCGCCACCGCGAUUUCCCCAGGCGAAAUGUAUAUCGCAUCGGGAAGCAAGUCUGGUAGAGUCCUUUUGCACGACGUAAGGACUUGCAAGUUAUUGUCUGAGCUACGUCGGAGUCCCCGCAUUAUACAAGCUAUUGACUUUAGUGAGGAUGCCAGACGUGUGGUGUCCUGUGGCAACGAUGGUGAUGUUGCCCUAACCGAUAUUUCGCUUAUUCUUACAGGCUGCACCAACGACCAGACCUCUUUCUAUUAUAGAAGAGGCCGCAGCCACUGA
Molecule: messenger RNA, 1056 nt
Organism: Perkinsus marinus ATCC 50983
Lineage: Eukaryota; Perkinsozoa; Perkinsida; Perkinsidae
Product: calcium binding protein, putative
Exons: 10
Coding region: 1-1056 (351 amino acids)
Molecular function (GO): protein binding; calcium ion binding
Source: RefSeq, a predicted model, not a curated record